CCCAGCUCGGGCAGCGCUUCCAGCGCGCUAUUGCCCCGAUUCCUCGGCCUCUGGUCGCCUCGGGCUGCGGGUUGCGGGCUUCGGUUCCGGAGGCAGGUCAGGCCGGCUGCGAUGGCACCCAAGGUGACCAUGGAGACUGGUGGCCUUCCACUUGAGCUGUGGCGCAUGAUCUUAGCCUACUUGCACCUCCCUGACCUGGGCCGCUGCAGCCUGGUGUGCAGGGCCUGGCACGAACUGAUCCUCAGUCUUGAUAGCACCCGCUGGCGACAGCUGUGCCUGGGCUGCACUGAGUGCCGUCACCCCAACUGGCCCAACCAACCUGAUGUGGAGCCCGAGUCUUGGAGGGAGGCUUUCAAGCAGCACUACCUUGCCUCCAAGACCUGGACCAAGAAUGCCCUGGACUUGGAGUCCUCCGUCUGCUUCUCUCUAUUCCGCAGGAGGAAGGAGCGGCGGACCCUGAAUGUCGGGCCAGGCCAUGAGUUUGACAGCCUGGGCAGUGCCUUAGCCAUGGCUAGCCUCUAUGACCGCAUUGUGCUGUACCCAGGUGUGUACGAGGAGCAAGGUGAAAUCAUCCUUAAGGUGCCUGUGGAGAUUGUGGGCCAUGGGAAGUUGGGCGAGGUGGCCCUGCUAGCCAGCAUCGAUCAGCACUGCUCGACCACACGCCUGUGCAGCCUCGUCUUCAUGCCAGCCUGGUUCUCGCCUAUCAUGUAUAAGACCACAUCCGGUCACGUCCAGUUUGACAACUGCAACUUUGAGAAUGGACAUAUCCAGGUCCAUGGCCCGGGCACUUGCCAAGUGAAGUUUUGCACCUUCAAAAACACCCAUGUCUUUCUGCACAACGUGCCCCUGUGUGUGCUGGAAAACUGUGAAUUUGUGGGCAGCGAAAACAACUCUGUGACUGUAGAGGGUCACCCAUCAGCAGAUAAGAACUGGGCCUACAAGUACCUGCUUGGCCUUAUCAAGUCCUCUCCCAUCUUGCUCCCCACGGACGACACUGACUUUUUAAUGUCCUUAGACCUAGAGAGCCGGGACCAGGCCUGGAGCCCGAGAACCUGUGACAUCGUCAUUGAGGGCAGCCAGAGCCCCACCAGCCCAUCCUCUAGCUCUCCAAAGCCAGGUUCCAAGGCUGGCGGCUCUCAGGAGGCAGAGGUGGGCAGUGAUGGAGAAAGGGUGCCCCCAACCCCAGACAGCAGCGAUGGAGGCCUGAGUCCCAGUGGUGAAGAAGAUGAUGAGGAACAGCUCACAUACCGGCUGUCCUAUCAGGUGCAGGGCCCACGCCCAGUCCUGGGAGGCUCCUUUCUGGGCCCUCCGCUUCCAGGUGCAUCCAUUCAGCUGCCCAGCUGCCUGGUGCUGAACUCGCUGCAUCAGGAGCUGCAGAAGGACAAGGAGGCCAUGGCGCUGGCCAACUCCGUGCAGGGCUGCCUCAUCCGCAAGUGCCUCUUCCGGGAUGGAAAGGGUGGCGUCUUUGUCUGCUCCUACGGCCGAGCCAAGAUGGAAGGAAACAUCUUCCGGAACCUGACGUAUGCAGUGCGGUGUAUACAUAAUAGCAAGAUCGUCAUGCUCAGGAACGACAUUUACCGCUGCCGGGCGUCAGGCAUCUUUCUUCGUCUGGAAGGUGGUGGCUUGAUCGCUGGCAAUAACAUUUACCACAAUGCAGAGGCUGGUGUCGACAUCCGGAAGAAAUCCAACCCACUCAUUCUGUGUAACCAGAUCCACCACGGCCUUCGCUCUGGCAUUGUUGUCCUUGGCAACGGGAAAGGUGUCAUCAGAAACAACCAAAUCUUUUCAAAUAAGGAGGCUGGCAUUUAUAUCCUCUACCAUGGAAAUCCAAUCGUGAGCGGGAACCAUAUCUUCAAGGGCCGUGCAGCUGGCAUAGCAGUGAAUGAGAAUGGCAAAGGCCUCAUUACAGAAAAUGUCAUCCGUGAGAAUCAGUGGGGAGGUGUGGACAUCCGCCGAGGAGGCGUCCCCGUCCUCAGAAGCAACCUCAUUUGCUUUGGCUACUCAGACGGUGUGGUCGUGGGAGAUGAAGGCAAAGGCCUGAUAGAAGGAAACACCAUCUAUGCUAACAAGGGCUGUGGUGUGUGGAUGAUGUCAUCCAGCCUGCCCCAUGUCACCAGCAACCAUGUGAGUUACAACGGCCUGUAUGGAGUUGCGGUGUUCAACCAGAAAGAAGGUUUUGGUGAGUUCCCUGGAGGCCACGGGGCUCAGGAGAGCUUCAGUGAGGAUGGAGAUGCUAUCCUGUGGGAGACAGAGCUGGAGAAGGAGGACGACCCACUGCGCCGGCCCCUCACCAUUGCUCUUGUGGAGUCCAACAGUAUUAAUCACAAUGGAGCAUCAGGACUCUUUGUUCAGAGUAUUGAGGCACUGCAGGUCCUCACCAAUGUGAUCCAUGCCAACGGGGACAGAGGCAUCACCGUGGCCCAGAGUAUCCAGCUCACCCGCGUGGCCAACAACAGCAUCUCCUGCAACCGCCAGAGUGGGAUCAAGGUCGAUGCCCCGUGCAAGGUGGAGAUCCGGGGCAAUGGUAUCUAUGACAACAGAGGCCAUGGCAUCAUCACCAAGAGUGACGGUACUGCUGUCGUUGAAAACGACAUCAUUGGUAACCGGGGCAGCGGGCUGCAGUUGCUGCCCAGGUCUGACACUAAGGUACUAAAGAACCGGAUCCACUCGUUCCGGGCCUAUGGCAUUGCAGUCCGGGGCCGGGUCAAAGCCUUGGUACAGGAGAACACCAUCUUCCAGGGCAAGGCCAACAAAACCAUCUUCCAGCAGAUCACCAACAACCGAGAAUGUAUCAUACAGAACAAUAAGUUCCUGGUCUUCAAGAAAAAGUCUGACACAUGGCGCCUGGUGAACCCACCAGCACGGCCUAACCUUGAAAAUUCCCUCAGAGGCUCCUCUGCAGUCCAAAGUGGGCAGAAGGUAACAGCCAUGGGGACCAGAAUCUCAGCCCGUGUGGAAGGUGGUUACCAUAGCAACCGCAGUAUCUUCUGCACCAUCCUGUAAGAAGAAAGAUCUGCCUCAGGCUCAAGCCCUAAUGGGUGCUCAGAAGAGCCACAGACCCUCAGGCUGGAAGUCAUGCCUGGGAAGACUCCUGUCCCCUCCCCAAUCUUACACACCACCCCAUCUGGAAAAGCUGGUCCCAGACCUCCUGGGCACUAAGAACAAGGUACCUCUAAGACCCUUCCGCUCCAUGGCCCUCAGCAGGAAGGGAGUUGGCAACAUUUCCCUGAGAGAAAAAGGAGGGUCUCCAGUCACUCCAGGACUUGUGAAGAGCUGGGGUCAGGCUUCUUUUGAGUUACAGGGAGCCUCGCUGUACACAGACCAACCCCAGACUCUUCUCAGGAAGAGCAGGUUUACUUGCUAAGGAGGGAAGUGCUUCUGGUGAGGUGGGGGUAACUGCUGCCUUUUCCAGACCCAUCCCUCCCUGCACUAGUUUCCCAGCUGCCUCUUGGGAACUAGUUUUUGUAUUUACUUUAAGGACAGUUCUCUCAGACUUGGACAUGGCUAUGUGAAAGAGGAAGAGGCUUGAGACAUGGAGCCCCUCCUGAAAGGCUGCCCCAGGAAUGUCAGAGGGACGUGUUACAAGUAAAGGGCCAUGAGGCAGGUAGCUGUCUUCAGGUUUGCAAGCAGGUGCUGGACUGGACAGCGCAGGGUUGCGCAAACAUCCAGUCCUCAAGGAGUUCCCAAACUCAGACCUUAGCUCAGUGCCUGCCACAGUCUUUAUUCUUUGUAAGCACACCCUCCCCAGCUGCUCCUCUCAGCCCCAGCCUGUCCGAAUAGAGGUACCUGGGUCCUCGACGUGUCCAUGUUGUCAUGGACGAUCAGUUGCCUUUGCCAAUCCUAAUGUUCUCUACUCUGUGCCUUGGCUUGAGCUUAUACCUCCCCCUGGCAUGCCUUCCCCGUCAUUGCCACACUCAGACCCCUCUUACUCCGAAGGGUUAGCUCAGACACUGCCAUCUCCCCCAUUCUCACCUUGUUCCACAAGACAAGUUUAGCCCCUUCUGAGCCUCAACCUCCCCCCUGCCUCUGUUCCCUCUCAGGGCACUGAGCACUUUCUGCCUUGUUUUGGAACUUUCUGGAUCCAUGACUGCUCCACCCACUUGCCUGUGAACUCUAGAAGGUAGACCCACAUCUGUCUUGUGUCCCUAGGUCCCGGCCCUGAGCUAGGGUAGGGUUAGUGGCCUAAGUGAAGGCCAGCUCCCAAAGGGCUUUACUAAAUUGUACUGUGAAUGUGUCAAGCUUUGAGAGCCAGGUGGGCUCAGACCCCACUGAGAAAGGGGCGGGAUGGAGAACCAGUGAACCUCAAUGGCCCCUUCCCACUUGGCCUUUAAUGCAGGGCCUUCACCAGCCUUUGUUGGGGGGGGGGGGAUCACUAUCCUACACAGGGCCAGAGGACUUCCAAAGCUGGUCUGUCUGGCCCUAGGUGCUGCUCUGGUGGU
Jaculus jaculus (lesser Egyptian jerboa) is the source of this 4439-nucleotide messenger RNA. RefSeq names its product F-box protein 10 (gene Fbxo10). Gene Ontology annotation, molecular function: protein binding. NCBI's taxonomy places the organism in Eukaryota, Metazoa, Chordata, Mammalia, Rodentia, Dipodidae. The coding region runs from base 112 to 3003 and encodes 963 amino acids. The transcript is spliced from 11 exons. Gene Ontology annotation, biological process: regulation of apoptotic process; ubiquitin-dependent protein catabolic process; protein ubiquitination. The record is from RefSeq and is a predicted model, not a curated record.